AUGAGCUUUUUAGAUGUGGUAGUAUUUAUUUCCUUAUUUAUAACUUGUAAUUCCUUAUCCCUUGACAAAAGAAUUGAAGAGAAAUUCUUAAACUCGACUCAUACAAAUAAUUGGGCGGUUUUGGUGGAUACAUCAAGGUAUUGGUUUAACUAUCGACAUGUAACCAACGUGUUAAUCUUUUAUGAAGCAGUAAAGAGGUUGGGAAUUCCAGACAGGUACGAAUUUGACAUAUUUUUUAUCUGUUCUCUAGUGUAACAUGGUUUUAUCUCUAUUUUCUGUUUUCAGCAACAUAAUAAUGAUGCUGGCUGAUAAUAUUCCUUGCAAUGCCCGAAAUCCUCAGCCGGGUGAGUAAUUUUAUUUAUUGGUUGCAUAUUUAGGUACAGAUCUCUUAUUUAUAAGUGGAAUGAGUGGAAACCGAUAGGUUUAGAUAGGCGAAUUGAUCGAUAACAUCCUCGUCUUGAUGAAUCAGCUUUAUUUUCCUCGGUUCUUGGCUUGUAUUUACACUUCUCAGCUGAAUGACGUCUUUUUGAGGUCGUCGAAGACGUUUGACAUUCUAAAUUAAUGUAUGACCGAGUCUUCUGAGUCUCUUACCUCAAUUUUAACUGUUGGUUUGGUUUGGUUGACGGAACAGGUCUCAGCUAUGAACCUGAUAGGUCGAAUUCUCUUCAGCUUGUAUUCUUUGCCUGUCACGAUCACUCGUUCGACAGCUUGAUGACUUCCUUGUGCUGUAACCAUCUUCAAAUGUUUCCAUUCGACUUUCAUGAAUUCGGCUACACAUUUGGCAGUAUUUUUCAGGUAAAAAUCGCUUGCUUGCUUCAGUCUUGGGUUGUGUAUUUUCUAAACAUCACAAUUAAUUUUUUAAGUACCAAAUACGUGGUAAGGUAAAAUCUUACCUCAACCGUGACGGAAGGUCUUCUCACUUCAUAGUAAACAUUGUAGAUGGGACAGUUGCUCACAAAUACUUUGUCCGCCCUUAGUUUGAUAGACCCAAUCAUGUAAUGGCUCACAUUUUUAGGCAUCUCCUCUGAAGUUGGGAGACACAUGAUUCUGAUUUGAAUGUGGUUCUUGAAAAGUUGUUCCACUGUGUAUACUCUAUCAUCGCUCUUCUUUGGGAGGUUCGCUUUCUUUGCUUUCUGAGCAGCAGAAGAGUGUAAAAGUAUUGGAGAAAAGACUUUGUUCUGUUGAUAAGUGUGCUCAUCUGAAUGCCAUGCCAAGGAUGGAGGGUUCAUAUGAGUGCACACAUGACGUCUUAAAAUAGCUCGUCACGUUUUACGACCUACCCUUCUCUACUUGUUACGGUCUCCUGCAAUUCGUAGUUCAAUCUCUCAGCUUUUUGUCGAUACAUUUACAACCGAUUAUACAAACUGAGACAUCUUUCGUGAUCAUUUCGUUUUUUAAUCUUCAUUUGAAUUUUUCAGGCGAAAUCCACGAUGAUUUGAAUAAUAAUCUCUACCUAAAUGAUAUCGAAGUCGAUUAUCAUGGAUACGAAGUUACUGUCGAAGCGUUGGUUAGAUUGUUAACAGGACAAGUGGACGAAAAUACUCCAAGGAACAAAAGGUUACUGAGCGAUCAGCAAAGCAAUGUGAUGGUUUAUUUGACUGGUCAUGGAGGAGUUGGAUUUUUGAAGUUUCAAGAUGCCGAGGAAUUUACAGAAGUGGACGUCGCUAAUGUUGUGGAGACCAUGUAUCAGCAGAAAAGGUACGCAAAGUUUUAACUAUUUUUAUUUAGUUUUAGGUACAACGAACUGUUCCUGAUCGCUGAUACCUGUCACAGCGAAUCUUUAUAUCGGUCGAUAACGUCGCCCAAUGUGCUGGCGACUUCUUCUAGUCUUUUGGAAGAGGAAUCCGUCUCUUAUCACAUGGAUUCAGCUAUCGGAGUACAUACCGUGGAUCGGUAUGCCUUCUUCUGCGGUAGAUUCCUAACCAAACAUGUGCAGGAUCGAAAUUCAACCGCCACAAUGAGCGGUUAUCUAGAUUCGUGUCCAAGAGAAGACUGUCUAUCCGGAAUUGGCCAGAGAACCGAUCUCUUCAAUCGAGAUCCGUCUCGAGUUCGAGUAGUCGACUUUUUUGGAGCCAGGAAGUACACUAAACCCAGCACAAGUGAAGUCAAUUUGUUAGAAGAAGAUGGAACACCGUUUACAGUGGUAAAUGAUUGGAUGGGACUGGGAAAGGAUCGGCAUCUCGAAUAUUAAUGUCCCAUUUUAGUAA
Messenger RNA from Bursaphelenchus xylophilus (pine wood nematode), 2207 nucleotides. The record is from the annotation of a GenBank genome assembly. Lineage: Eukaryota; Metazoa; Nematoda; Chromadorea; Rhabditida; Aphelenchoididae.